AGCCGUUUUGGCUCAAGCUCUUCGUGACCACUAAACUCUUUGCGCCUGUUCUCGCCCCCGGGCCCCCCGUGGACAUCGGCAGCCGAUGGCCGCCGUGGCGCAGCCUUUCGAGCAGCAGGCGAUGUCGCAGACGCCUCAGGGGCCCGGGUGGAUGCCGCAGACCGCCGAUCAGAACGGCAAGGCCGUCGGUGCGCGGGUGCCCCCUUCCUUCUGUGCAAAAGUGUGCUACCCACCGUGCGCCAUGUCCGGGUACGAGCACGGCGACCCCACCCUGGGCAUCUUUGAAGGCAAGGCCCUUUGCGCGCUCAUCCUGGAGCUCCUCUGCUGCAUGGGCUGCGUCGUGAGCCUUUGCUUCUGGCAGCCCGACCCCGAAAACAUUAAGGGGGAUGGCACGCAGCGCACCGUGGAGCAGAAGUGCCUCGCCGGCUUCUGCGUCGGCUUCGUGGCCAUCUCGUUCUGGGAGAACGGCGAUUUCUGCUGCGGACCGGACGGCGAGUGCACCUGGUGCACCGAGGAGUCGGUGAAGGGCUGCCUCUUCCACUUCAUCCCUGGCCUGGUCUCGCUCCCGCCCUUGGACUGCUGCUACGUGAUGUGCUGCUGGGAGCCCAACGGCCGCUUCUUCCGGCGCUCCCUCGGCAACCACGGCGGGGGCGCCGCCGUGGUGGGCGCCCCGGUGCAGACGGCCGAGGGGAACCUCCCGUUCUGGCAGGUGCAGGCGGCGGGCCCCGCCGCCGUCGUCGUGGGCCAGCUGGCGGGCCCGCCUCCGGGCGGGCUCGCCCCGCAGGGCGGCGGGGGCGGCGUCGGCACGGCCGCCAGCAGCGCCUGCCACACGCCGAAGUGACGCCAUGGGCUUCCAGGCCUCCCCUGCAGAGGAGGAAUCCUCCUCAUUCUCCUCCUCCUCCUCCUCCUCUUCCUCCUCCUCCUCCUUUCCUUCCUUUGUAUGUUUACGGCGUGGUUUCUCUUUCUAUCCAGGCCUCCCCAAUUCGAUCUGAGCAGGCUCGGGGAAGCGCAGGGCUCGAGUCUGCCAGACCUCGGGUUUGCCGACGCGGCCUGGCGAGCGCGUCCUGGACUUUAAAAAGGUCUGGUCUUCGGGGGAUGUCUGCAGCGGGAGCUCGCUUCAAAUUUUUCAUUGCUUCUCGCUCCACGGUAACGAGUGCCCCCUGCCGUCAACCAGGUCGGAUGUGACGUUUGGGCGGUGGCCUCGUGGACAGCUAAGUCUGCCACCGGGGACUUUUUUUAACAGGCGCCCACGUGCACCACCCUGCGCCUGUGAGCGUAAUUGCGGCUGCGCGUGGCGUGCACGCUGCUCUGGAUAGGAAUUUGCAGCACCCUUUCCGUGCUUUCGCGACGCCCUGAGGUCUGGGCAUGCGCGCGAUCGCGCGAGAAGGCUGGGGGCCCGCGCACCGAACACGGCGCAGUGCCGGCUGCCCGGGCCCCCCCGCCUCCCUGUCCUCGUCCGCCUCCCCCUCCCAUUUGGGUUUGCUCCUCGCUCCGCGCUCUCUGCCUCUGGCCCCACCGCGCGUGCCUCGCUUCUCGCGUCGGGGCGAGAAACGCACCGUCUUCUCCCGGCAGGGAGGCGGGGCGUGCCGCCGUCCGCCGGUUGCGUUUCUUUUUGAUGAUGAUCGGUGGCCCACGGCAUCAUCUCCCAUGUGUCAAAACUUUGGUGGCCUGGGGCGUGCAGAGUGUUGCUAGCGGUUGCGAGUGCACCGCGGCGCCGAUGCGUUUCCGCGACGCACUCGGCUCUGACGCGCUGCCGCGCCGCUGCGACGGCCGCCUGACUCGCGGGCACCGUCUCGGCGAAUUGUGUGCGAAGACACGUUGGCAUUGUGCGAAGACGCCCACGGCGAAUCAACGCCGCACCCUGCCCUCUCGAAGCGCCCAUGCGGCCAAAAGUUGGGCAGAAGCCUCGGUUAGCUGUUGGGCUUUCUGCUCCCCCAGCCGUCUGAACCCUUUUGGGGAAUACUUGGGUG
Prorocentrum cordatum is the source of this 1970-nucleotide messenger RNA. The record is from the annotation of a GenBank genome assembly. NCBI's taxonomy places the organism in Eukaryota, Dinophyceae, Prorocentrales, Prorocentraceae.